Molecule: messenger RNA, 444 nt
Organism: Phaeodactylum tricornutum CCAP 1055/1
Lineage: Eukaryota; Bacillariophyta; Bacillariophyceae; Surirellales; Neidiaceae
Exons: 1
Biological process (GO): regulation of lipid metabolic process
Cellular component (GO): mitochondrion
Source: RefSeq, a predicted model, not a curated record
CUGACCAAGAUUGCAGGAUUGCUUGUGAAAACUCUUGCCAAGCCUCUCUCAAAACGGAUAAAACAUGAGUUCUCCCGGUACCCAGUCACACAGCGUCUCCUCAUUAACAUCGGACAAACAUCACAUCAGUUCUCGUCUCGAAUGACCAUCUGGAGUGCUGGCUACAAAGUUCGUAGUAUCACCCCACUGGAGGAAGAAAAGGCAAUGAAAGAGGGCGCAGAACUAGUGGGAGAAACGUUCAUUUUAAGUGUAUCGGUAGGCUGGCUACUCUGGGAAUAUAAUCGCAGCAAAGAAAAAGAGAACGACAAGGAAUCGAAAAGGAGGGCUGCGUCCAAGGCAGAGAGAGAUUCCUUGCAGGCAAAGUUGCAUGCGUUGGAUGCCCGUCUCAAGGCCUUAGAGGUUGUUGUAAAAGCCAACAGUGAAUCCCUUCUUAAUCUCGGACCG